Molecule: messenger RNA, 1000 nt
Organism: Dichomitus squalens LYAD-421 SS1
Lineage: Eukaryota; Fungi; Basidiomycota; Agaricomycetes; Polyporales; Polyporaceae
Product: Aldo/keto reductase
Exons: 9
Coding region: 69-905 (278 amino acids)
Molecular function (GO): oxidoreductase activity
Source: RefSeq, a predicted model, not a curated record
CCCGUGUCAAGACUCGAACACGGUAUCAUCAUACAACCGUUGCUACUACGUCGAUUCAAUCGCAUUACAUGUCGGUAGAGACGCUUGCGGUGACCUCAUCAAUUCGCUUGUCGACAGGUUACGAUAUGCCGCGGCUGGGAUUUGGAGUGUAUCAAAACUACACCACUCACGAUUCUGUCCUGGAAGCGCUUCGCGCUGGAUAUAGGCUCGUGGAUACUGCGCAGGCGUAUAGGAACGAGGCCGGCGUCGGAAGUGCCCUCCGUGCGAGCGGUCUGCCCCGUGAGGAGGUCUUUCUCACAACGAAGUGCAUCAGCAAGACGCAUGGAUACGAGAAGACUUCCCAUGCAGUAGACGUCUCACUGGAACGCUUAGGAGUAGACUAUAUUGAUCUCUUCCUGAUCCAUGACCCUUUCAAGGGGCGGGAUCUGCGACUAGAAACAUACGGCGCGCUCCUUGACGCGCAACGAGCUCGGAAGAUACGCACAGUCGGCGUUUCGAACUUUGGGAUCAAGCACCUAGAGGAGUUACGGAACGCCGGUCUAAAGACGCCGUCGGUGAAUCAAAUCGAGCUUCAUCCAUUUUGCCAGCAACGUCCCAUAGUGGCGUACUGUCGCGAAAAGGGCAUAGUCGUCCAGGCAUACUCCCCAUUGGUCCGUGGACAGCUCGAUCACCCAGUCAUUGAGCGACUCGCCCAGAAGCACAAGCGAGAACCGGCGCAGAUCCUGUUGCGGUGGUCCCUGCAAAAGGGCUACGUGCCGCUGCCGAAGUCAGCGACAACGACCCGCAUCCGCUCGAACGCGGACUUGUACAACUUCUCACUCGAUGUGGAAGACAUUGAGCUGCUUGAUGGACUAGACAAUGGCAAAGACGGUGCCGUCACCUGGAAUCCGGUAGACGCGGAGUAGGCUAAAUCAUCGGUCCGGGGAGUCUUUGCCGCCCGAGCUGCGAACUCGAUGCAAGGCAUUGUCAAAAUCAAUUGCAUACGUACAAAACAGAGCAC